This is a messenger RNA of Echinops telfairi (small Madagascar hedgehog), 1045 nucleotides long. RefSeq names its product growth differentiation factor 1 (gene GDF1). The transcript is spliced from 2 exons. Gene Ontology annotation, molecular function: growth factor activity; cytokine activity. Gene Ontology annotation, cellular component: extracellular region. NCBI's taxonomy places the organism in Eukaryota, Metazoa, Chordata, Mammalia, Afrosoricida, Tenrecidae. The record is from RefSeq and is a predicted model, not a curated record. Gene Ontology annotation, biological process: SMAD protein signal transduction; BMP signaling pathway. The annotation marks the transcript as partial.
GCCCGCGCCCAGGCACCCCCAGGUCCCGCUGCCACCCUGCUCCAGGCCCUCGGGCUGCGCGAGGUGCCCCGGGGCGACUCCACACCUCGGCCCGUGCCCCCCGUCAUGUGGCGCCUGUUCCGACUCCGAGACCCCCAGGAGACCAGGGCAGGCUCGCGGCGGAUGUCCCUGGGGGCCACCCCGCGGCCGUGCCACAUGGAGGAGCUGGGGGUCGCCGGAAACAUCGUGCGCCACGUUCAGGACCGCGGUGCUGCUGCGCGGCCCCCGGAGUCUGCGUCGGCUGCCGACUUGUGCCCCGCGUGGACCGCCGUCUUCGACCUGUCGGCCGUGGGACCCGCCGAGCGCCUGAGCAGCGCGCGACUGGAGCUGCGCUUUGCGGAGGGGGCCGCGGGCCCGACGGACGGCUGGGAGCUGAGCGUGGGGCUCGCGCCUGGGCCGCGUUCCGAGUCCGCCCUCGGGAUGCCGCUGCGCCUGGUGGUCCCCUCGCUGCGCACGCCGGUGCGCGCGGAGCUGCUGGACGCCGCCUGGGCCCGCAAUGUCUCGGCGCCGAGUACUCUGCGCCUGGCGCUGGCACUGCACCCCCGGGGCCCUGGCGCCUGCGCGCGCCUGACCGAGGCUGCGCUGCUGCUGGUGACCCUGGAUCCGCGCUUCUGUUACCCCCCAGUUCGGCCGCGGCGCGAAGUGGCCCCGGUAGCUGGCGGCGGUCCUUGCCGCGCGCGGCGGCUCUACGUGAGCUUCCGCGAGGUGGGCUGGCAUCAUUGGAUCAUCGCCCCUCGAGGAUUCAUGGCCAACUACUGCCAAGGGCCGUGCGCUCUACCCUCCGCCCUGGGCGCCACGGGGCAGCCGGCGUUCAACCACGCGGCGCUGCGCGCGCUCAUGUACUCAGUGGCGCCCGGCGCCCAGAGUGGCCUGCCCUGUUGCGUGCCCGCACGUCUCUCGCCCAUCUCCGUUCUCUUUUUUGACAACAGCGACAACGUGGUGCUCCGGCACUAUGAGGACAUGGUGGUGGAUGAAUGCGGCUGCCGCUGACCAAGGAAGCAGUGUG